CCUUUUCCUCCCCGACCGUGUCCUAGAUGCAGAGAAAUGGAAACGAAACGUAUACGAAAAGCCAAUUUCAGUGAAAUGGAAGUAAAACAUUUUGUUAGAGGAGAUAUCUAUGGAAAGUGAAAAUCUUUCUUGCUCUUUCUACUAUAAAGUGACGUUGCGAAACAGACAAGAAAUUUGGAAAAACAUCGCGUCCAAGGUGUCGGCAUGUGGAGUGGCCGUUCGGACGGUCCCAGACAUAAAAGACAAAUGGGGUCUCCUGAAAGAAGCUAGUGAAUGUCGACCACCUGAAUACGAAGAGACUGUUGUUGCGAUCCUUGGCAAUAGCACUAGUCUGAUCAAUGGUAUUGCAGUUAAUGGUACAGAUUCAUUUGUGGCUGGACUAGAUGUAACCCAGCCUUCAGGCUCAGGAAGUGAAGGAGUGACUGAGGAAAUAAUUCAAAGUUCAAGACCCCUGACAACAGAAUCUGCUUAGACAACAGCUUGGUCAAGACUUGCAAAAAAGAAAAUGAGUUUUCAAGUCCCUCCACAUCGCUGGCAAACUUCUACCAAUCAGCACCACUGUCCAUGGACAACCAGGAAACCUUUAAAAUGGAAAAAAAGAAAAAAGAGCCAGCAAAGGGGAUGAAGAGCAACAACUCGCAAUAAAAUAUUUGAAAGAACAAACAGCAGAGUCCACACUACGCCAACAAAAAAUAGGACUACAAAUGAAAAAACUCAAACUGAAAGUCAGGCUGCUGGAAGCUAAUAAAAAGCAACCUACAGAAAGAUGAAUGGUAAUUAAACUUGCAGUACUGCCAGUGUAUGCAUUUUUGUAUGUUAGAGUGGAUGUGUAUGCAGUUAAAUUUUUUUUAAUUAUGUCCUUGAUCUUAGAAUGUGCAUCUGUUAAUCUAUUGUUUAAGUGUUGUAUAUUUGUUUUUUUUUUAUCUCUUCUAGAAAUAAAAGAUGUCAUAAGCAACAAA
Messenger RNA from Pomacea canaliculata, 959 nucleotides. RefSeq lists its product as uncharacterized. Lineage: Eukaryota; Metazoa; Mollusca; Gastropoda; Architaenioglossa; Ampullariidae. The transcript is spliced from 4 exons. The record is from RefSeq and is a predicted model, not a curated record. Bases 110 to 472 code for a protein of 120 amino acids.